CAAUGUAAGCACCUAGAGAACCUGCUUCACUGACAGAUACAAUACAGCUUGGGAGAGAGAGAGAGAGAGAGAGAGAGAGAGAGAGAGAGAGAGAGAGUGCAGUGAGAGUAAAAAAGAGAGAGAGUUCAGUCCUAAAGGAAGACAGAAGGAGGCUGAGAAGAGACGGCUGAAGCUCAUUCAGAGUAUUACACAGAGAAAGAGAUUCUUGCUUCCAGAUCUGUUUGAGGCUCAUUACUGAAGAUUCUAGUAGGCACUAGACAUAUUUAUUACUAUUUAUAGGAUGGACUGCUACAAUGAGGACAGCAGGCAUGAUGAAGAUAUUCUGGACAUCCCCUUAGAUGAUCCUGAUGCAAACAAAGCUGCAGCAAAGAUCCAGGCAAGCUUCCGAGGUCAUAUGACCAGGAAGAAGAUAAAGGGCAGUGAAAAGGACCCGAAGAGGAAGAAGGAUGGAAGGAAAAGUGGAGAAAACUCAGCUGAAGGAGCAGAGGGAGACACGGAGUCAGCAUGUCCUGAACAGUGAGAGAGCUUAUCGCCUGAAUAUCCCAGCAGUCCAGUCCAGAAACAAGAAUUAUUUUGUGUCCACAUCCUCAGCAGAGUACCCGCAAAUUCCUGUGUAGCAGAGCACAAUUUAUUUUCAUUUUCAAAUAGCUCAUUGUCUUACCUUUCUGUCUUUGCAAUAUCUUGUCUAAGUAAUUUCCUAGAAAACACAUUUUUUUAUAGUUUGACCCAUUGUGUGUGUGUGUGUGUGUGUGUGUGUGUGUGUGUGUGUGUGUGCAUG
Protopterus annectens (West African lungfish) is the source of this 778-nucleotide messenger RNA. RefSeq names its product neurogranin (gene NRGN). The record is from RefSeq and is a predicted model, not a curated record. NCBI's taxonomy places the organism in Eukaryota, Metazoa, Chordata, Ceratodontiformes, Protopteridae. Bases 281 to 520 code for a protein of 79 amino acids. Gene Ontology annotation, molecular function: calmodulin binding. The transcript is spliced from 3 exons.